Messenger RNA from Fomitiporia mediterranea MF3/22, 1635 nucleotides. Its product is annotated as cytosine-purine permease. Gene Ontology annotation, molecular function: nucleobase transmembrane transporter activity. Gene Ontology annotation, biological process: transmembrane transport; nucleobase transport. Bases 1 to 1635 code for a protein of 544 amino acids. The record is from RefSeq and is a predicted model, not a curated record. The transcript has 11 exons. Gene Ontology annotation, cellular component: plasma membrane. NCBI's taxonomy places the organism in Eukaryota, Fungi, Basidiomycota, Agaricomycetes, Hymenochaetales, Hymenochaetaceae.
AUGAACGCAAAAUUAGGACUAGGAUCUCGCUUGAAGCAACUCGGAAAACGCGAAACAUGGGAACUGAAGCCGGAACCGUCGACGUUUGCGCCGAAUAGUGCGUACAGUAAUAGAGAUAUGGACCCUGUCCCACCUCAUCUGAGGACUUGGACGACUUUGAAUUUUAUUAUGUAUUGGAUAAGUGACGCGGCAAAUGUUGCAGUUUGGGAGUUGGCGUCUUCGAUGCUUGCUAUUGGUCUUUCUUGGAAACAAGCCCUACCUGCUAUUGCCGUCGGGCACGUCAUCAUAGCUGUGGUUAUGGUUGCGAACGGGACGAUCGGAGCCCGUCUACACGUUCCGUUUCCCGUACUCAAUCGAUCCUCUUUUGGAUUCUGGUUCAGCUACUUCAGCGUCAUUAGUCGUGUCGUUCUUUCCAUGUUCUGGUUCAGCGUACAAACAUUUACGGGCUCGGAAAGUGUAUAUCAGAUGCUGAAAGCGAUCUGGCCCUCACUAGCGAAAAUGCCAAACCACCUCUCCCCAGGCGCACAUAUAACUACCUCAGGGAUGCUCUGUUACAUCCUCUACUGGCUCAUUCAAUUUCCCUUCAUGUUCGUCUCACCUCAGAAAAUCCGUUGGCUCUUCGUCGCAAAGGGUAUCAUCGUGCCCAUUGCGUGGCUUGCGAUGCUCAUUUGGUCGUUCGUGAAAGUCCCGACGGGUGAAGGGUUACUGGUUCAAUCGGCGAACGUUUCGGGGAGUAAGCUGAGUUGGGCUUGGUUGAGCGCUUUGAACAGUGCGUUGGGGAUAUAUGCGACACUUGCGGUUAAUAUCCCGGACUUUACGCGGUACGCGAAGACCGAAAGAGAUCAAUACGUUCAACUUAUUAUCAUCCCAACCGUCUUCACUUUCUGCGGCUUCGUGGGCAUCGCAGUUACAAGUGCCGGUGCAUCCCUCUACGGUACCGUCCUCUGGGACCCACUCACGUUGAUAGACAAAUGGGACAACCGUGCCGCAGCGUUCUUCGCGUCGUUUGCGUUUUGCCUUGCUACGAUUGGGACGAACAUCUCGGCGAAUUCUUUGUGCGCAGGGAAUGAUAUGACUGCUUUGUGUCCAAAGUAUAUUAAUAUUCGGAGGGGACAGAUUAUUUGUGCAAUCCUUGGCGGUUGGGCACUUUGUCCGUGGGAGAUCCUUGCAAGUGCUCCUAGCUUUCUCUCCUUUAUGAAUGGAUACUCCGUCUUUCUGGGCCCUUUUGCAGGUAUAAUGGUCACCGACUACUGGCUUUUACAUCGUGGAAACGUCGACGUCCCAUCUAUGUACCGCCCUCAUGGACGUUAUCGUUACUUCAACGGAGUAAACUGGCGCGCAGCACUCGCUCUCCUUGUCUCCGUUACACCUAACAUGCCGGGUCUCAUCAACUCCAUCAACCCAAAUAUCAAGAUCGGAAAUUCCGUACACGUAUUCGACGUUGCCUGGAUUUUUGGUUUCUUUUCAGCGUCGGUCGUAUAUUAUGCAGCAUCCGUACUAUUCCCAGCGCGCGAAACCCUUUUAGACGCACCGAUCUACGAAGACGGUGUUUGUGUGCUUGAGGAUAAGAGCGUGGGGCGAGUCUCGAUGGAGGUGGACGAAGGGAAGCGUAGUGUGUCAAUUGGCAAAGACUAG